Fusarium keratoplasticum is the source of this 1215-nucleotide messenger RNA. RefSeq names its product CFEM domain-containing protein. The record is from RefSeq and is a predicted model, not a curated record. NCBI's taxonomy places the organism in Eukaryota, Fungi, Ascomycota, Sordariomycetes, Hypocreales, Nectriaceae. The coding region runs from base 1 to 1215 and encodes 404 amino acids. The transcript has 5 exons.
AUGAAGACCUUCACCUUCCUGUCCCUGGCCUCUGUGGCCGCUGCCCAGUUCCCCCUCUGCGCGGUCGACUGCUUCACCAACGUCAUCACUGAGCAUCCUCCUCUGGAGUGCACUCUUCCCGACAUGUACUACUGCUUCUGUGACAUGCCCAGCAUGCAGAACUACUUCAUCCAGUGCGCUCGCUCUGACUGCCCUGACGAGGCGACUGCCAACAACGCCAUCGCCUUUGGUGUCGACCUCUGCCUUGAGCUCGGCUACACCAUCACCGUCCCCCCUCUGACCCAGCCUACCAGCCCCGCCACCACCACCAGCCAGGACCCUGAGGUCACCACUACCACUGAGCCUGAGGUGACUCCUACUGAGACCGAUGCCGAGACCUCUGCUGAGACCUCCGUCGACGCCGAGACCUCCUCUGCUGAGACUACUGCCGAGGAGACUUCCGGUGCCGAGACCACCGGUGCCGAGUCCACCAGCGCUGAGGAGACCACUGGCGCUGAGACCACUGGUACUGAGGAGACUUCCGGUGCUGAGGAGACCUCCGCUUCCGAGACCGAGGGCGAGACCUCUGCCGUCGAGACCACCGGCCCCGAGCCCACUGAGAUGACCACCAGCACCUUCUAUGCCACCGAGACCUACACUAUCACCAGCUGCCCCCCUGAGGUGACCAAGUGCCCCGUCGGCAGCGUCACCACCGAGACCAUCGCUAUUUCCACCACUGUCUGCCCCGUCACCCAGAAGUUCACCACCAGCACCGUCUAUGCCACCGAGGUCCACACCGUCACCCAGUGCCCUCCCGAGGUGACCAAGUGCCCCGUCGGCAGUGUCACCACUAAGACCGUUGCCGUCUCCACCACCAUCUGCCCCGUCACCGAGGGCGAGGAGAAGCCCACCACCAAGCCCGUCCAGCCCACCGGCCCCUGGACCUGCCACGGCUGCAACUCGACCGCCAUCGCCGUCGUCACCAAGCACACCACCCAGAACCCUGAGCAGCCUCAGCCCACCAAGCCCACUGGAAACGGCGAGUCCCACGAGACCGAGGUCCACGUUCCCUCCCAGGUUCCCGCUCAGCCCUCUGGCGCUGCCCCCAGCCAGGGUGAGGCCGAGCCCGAGGAGCCCGCGCCCACUGUCGUCUCUGUCAACAUGGGCAACUCUGCUUCUGUUUCCAGCUUCCUUGCCGCUGCCGGCAUUGCUGUCGCUGUCUUCCGCCUCCUUUAA